AUAAAGCGCUCUUCCCCGCCGGCGUCAAGGAUUCAGGCCGACGGCGAAGGGCAGGCUCGCAGUCUGAGACGAGCUCAUAGAACCCAAGGAGCGGCGCCAUGGUGAUCUCGGUCCCCAGCCACCGGCGCACCAUACGCGACGCAAUGCUCGGCGGGGGCCGCCAGCUACACAAGCCCCUUCGCUGCGCCUUCUACGACGGGAUUCCCGGUCAAGGCCUCGCCGCCGCGCUCGCCGAGGCCACUGGGAGCGUAUCCCUCUCCCGCACGCCCGCCACUGACGGCAGCGUCGGAGGGAAGGCGGCGAGGAACGUGCUCAUCCUCAUGAGCGACACCGGCGGCGGCCACCGCGCCUCCGCCGAGGCUCUCCGGGACGCCUUCCGCCUCGAUUUCGGCGACGCCUACCAGGUGUUCGUCAGAGAUUUGGGGAAAGAGUACGGCGGCUGGCCGCUGAACGACAUGGAGCGGUCGUACAAGUUCAUGAUCCGCCAUGUCCGGCUCUGGAAGGUGGCCUUCCACGGCACCUCCCCGCGCUGGGUUCACGGAAUGUACCUCACCGCCCUCGCCUACCUCUACGCCAAUGAGGUGGUGGCCGGGAUGAUGAAGUACAAGCCGGACGUGAUCAUCAGCGUGCACCCUCUGAUGCAGCACAUCCCGCUGUGGGUGCUCAAGUGGCAGAGCCUGCAGCCCAAGGUCCCGUUCUUCACCGUCAUCACCGACCUCAACACCUGCCACCCGACAUGGUUCCACCACGGCGUGACAAGGUGCUACUGCCCGUCGGCCGAGGUGGCGAAGAGGGCCCUGACCCGCGGGCUCGACCCGUCCCAAAUCCGCGUGUACGGGCUGCCGAUCAGACCAUCCUUCUGCCGCGCCGUGCUCGACAAGGAUGAGCUGAGGAAAGAACUUGGCCUGCACCCUGAACUACCCGCUGUUCUGCUGAUGGGAGGCGGCGAGGGGAUGGGCCCGGUGGAGGAGACAGCCAAGGCCCUCGGCCACGAGCUCUACGAUCACCGGAGACGCCGGCCGGCCGGGCAGGUCGUGGUCGUAUGCGGCAGGAAUCAGGCGCUGCGGUCCACCUUGCAGUCCCUGACAUGGAAGGUCCCUGUCAAGGUACCAUUGCAGAUGCCGAAUCUAAGAUGCGCAUUUCAGGUUAUGGGGUUCGAGAAGCAGAUGGAGAAGUGGAUGGGCUCUUGCGACUGCAUCAUCACUAAGGCUGGCCCUGGUACAAUUGCAGAAGCCUUGAUAAGAGGACUUCCAAUUAUUCUCAACGACUUCAUCCCCGGACAGGAAGUAGGGAAUGUGCCUUACGUGGUCGAUAACGGCGCCGGUGUGUUCUGCAAGGACCCAAGGGAGGCUGCGAGACAAGUUGCCCGGUGGUUUACCACAGAAACUGACGAGCUCAGGAGGUACUCCCGCAAUGCGCUGAAGCUAGCGCAGCCCGAAGCGGUGUUCGACAUCGUGAGGGACAUCCACAAGCUCCAGCCGCAACCUGCUGCUCUAACCCGGAUCCCCUACUCCUUGACCUCACAAUUCUCAUAUCAUAUAUGAACUCGCGGAACCUUUUGCAGAAUAUACUCUGCAAAGUGAAUAUGCCUUCAAACUUGGCUGUGCCUCGGCUUGGCUGCCUGCUGAAGAACAUGUAUAUACCAUGUACAUAACUGGAUGGAACAUCUAUGUUGGUGCUCCUUUUCUAAAAAAAUAAAUAAUAA
Molecule: messenger RNA, 1705 nt
Organism: Triticum dicoccoides
Lineage: Eukaryota; Viridiplantae; Streptophyta; Magnoliopsida; Poales; Poaceae
Product: probable monogalactosyldiacylglycerol synthase 2, chloroplastic
Exons: 8
Coding region: 99-1544 (481 amino acids)
Biological process (GO): glycolipid biosynthetic process
Molecular function (GO): hexosyltransferase activity
Source: RefSeq, a predicted model, not a curated record